AUGGCAGAACCGCCCUACUCCCAAGGGCUCGGCAUCUCGCUGCCCAACUCGCCUUCACGUCAUCCCCCAUCACCACUACGCCACUCCACCCUGGGUUCACCGAGUAAACACGCCGACUAUCCGUCCCCGUCCCCGGGGAAACUGCAGCCAAAGUUGAGGGUGAGGACGGAAGAUCUUGGGCGUGCGGCGCCGCCUGCGUUUCUGUUGAGGCCUACGCAUACGAAGAGUGGGUCGGGAGGUGGGGGUGGGGGUGGGGCGAGUUUGAGGACGACGGGGAUGGGGACGAAGCCGAUGGGGCCGAGGAGGGCGUCGGCGGCGCAGCUGAAGGAAGCUCCUUCUCCCCGGGUCGAUAACCACCAGCCUACACCUCUUCAAGAACAUUCCCAGAACCCCGAACCCCCUGCGCAAGCUCAACAGACCCACUAUCUCUCGCCCUCCCGCCAGCCGUCGGUCGCUUCAAACUUUACGUCGUCCAGCCGGCAGAGCAAACAGAGUCGGAAGAUGAGGAGCUUUGAGAUGGGGAAGAAGGUUUCGAGGCAUGGGACUGAGGGGGGAAAGUAUGCGAAGCUGGCGGGGGAGGAGCAGGAAGAGCCGUUGGGGGAGGAGAAUCAGGCGGAGGCUGAGACUAUUACUCCUCGCCGAUUACCCCCCACGCAAGAUCUUGUCGAGCCCACCUCCCCUCCGCCCAACCCGAGAUCCCCUGCCAGUACCGCCCACCACUUCCUUCCCUCCCAUCAUUCGAGCCAAGAUUCGGGGGAAACGCACUACAGCUUUCCUACGCCAACGUCUUUCCCGACUCCGCCGAAUCAUCAGCCGCGUACGUCGACCUCUGCUCCGAAUGGGUUCAUGCCCCAGAAUCAUUACUCGCCAGGGCCUUACCCUCAGUUCGAGCACCCGCCUCCUCCUCAAGAGCAUAUGCCCCGGUCCCAGUCCCAGCCGAUGCAAAUCUACUCUGUCCCAGAGUUCUUCGACCCCACCUACACUUCCCGCCCGCGUGCCUUUGACGACGCCGACUUUCCUCCCCGCCGAGCGCCCAACAAUGGUCAAGCGUACGAGGGUCACUCGCGGAGUAAGAGUGUAGAGGUGGGGAGGGAGUGUGAGGACGAGGAUCUGCGUUUGAGGCCUUGGAGUGAGAGUACGGCGCCGCACGGGCCUCAGAUGCUUGGACGUCGGGGGAGGUCCCUGUCAGAUGGGGCAGAGUUGCUCGCUAGGCAGGGUACGCUUUUGCAUCCUGCUUCUUCUAAUCAACGGUCUUCUGCGGAGCUGGGUCUAUUACUUGGAGGGCCGAAAUCUAGACGACUAUCGCGCGACAAGCUGCUGCCUCCUCCGCCGAACGAGGCGAGUACGCCGACGAAGAAGGUCAAGCUGGAGGCGAGCAAGAAGGGGAAGGCAAGGGUGGAGGUGGAUGUGGUGCUGGAGAGGGAGUGUGUUGUGGAGGGGGGCGAGGUUCGAGGGAGGAUGGAGGUGAGGAUCAGCGGGGGGAAGGGGAGGGAGGGGCUGCGAGUCGGGAGCGGCAAGGUCCGCGUUGUUGGGUUCGAAGAGAUAUCCCCCUCCAACCGGCACAUCUUCUACCACCACCCUCACGACCUCCCCAUCUUCGACCCCGCCCUCCAGUCCGAACUCUCUUCAUCCCUCUUCGCCUCCGGCCCCGACACCGAUGGCUACCACCUCGCCGCCCAGGGCACCCACUCUGUCCCCUUCCGCAUGCGCCUGCCCCUCGGGGCGGGCGCCAAGGGGACGUAUACCCAUCCUACCGGCAAGGGUGCGUGCGUGCGAUACGUCGUAGUUGGGUCUAUCAAGAUUCAUAUCCCCCAGAACGGCAAGCGCUCUAUCGCCCACUUUUACCGCCCUAUCGUCGUCAUGCCGUAUCUCAAUCCUGCAGUGGUGUUGGCGCCGAGCUCGAGUCCUAUUGAGAUGUAUGUGGAGAGGGGAUUGGGAUGGAGUUUGAAGGGCGAGAGGGGAAGGGUGGAGCUGAGGGUGGGAUUGGGGAGGAAGAUUUGGGUGAGCGGGCAGAGGCUUUGGUGUGAGGUUGGGAUCAGGAAUGAUAGCAAUAAGAAGAUCAAAUCCAUGAGUCUCGCCAUCCUCCAAGACGUCAAGGUAUUCGGCCUCAAAAGUCCCAACCUCAUGACGAAACGCAAAUCCCUCUCAAGUCUCAACAGUGACGCUUCUGCCGACAGCGCCGGCAUCAUUACGGAGAGAAGGAAGGUGUGCGAGGAGCUUACGGAGGCGGACUUUACGAGCCACGGAGCAGGGAGAGUGACGGGCAAGGGGUGGUGGACGGGAGUUGAGCCGGGGGAGAGUGAUCAUUGGGAUAUGAGUUUGCAGGUUCCCGCUGGCAUGCUAUCUAUCAGGCGAUCUCGCCUUGUCGACGUCUCGUACACCCUCCGAGUGACUCUCAACAAUACCAUCUACGUCGACGUCCCCAUCCAGCUCAUCAGCUUCCUGUCUAUUGACCCUCCGCCUAUGCCGAACGAUGAGGCGAGGCCUUGGGCGCCUAUGGUCCCGACUGUAGCUCUCGCUGCCUCCGAUACCAGGUCUCCUCAAUUCCCGCAAACCGAGGCUCAGCAGGCAGCCUCGCCCGGCGCUCUUACGAGCGAGUACGACCAUGGCCCCGCCGCUCGUCCCAGCAGUACCACCCUCCACGUCGAAAACUUUCUCCAACCCCCCAACGCCCAAGCCCGCACCCUCGCUUCUCCCCUCGAGCCUCAUCAACCCCCUCCCAAUCGCACACAGAGCCCAGCUAGCAGCUACACCGAGUCUCGCGACCACUCUCGCAGCCAAUCUGCUCUCGCUUCCGAGCCGCCUGUCUUGCCGGGUCUUCUCAAUAUCCCUUCUUCCUCCCGUUCGGACGUCAAUUCGUUUGAGGGAAUGGACUUUGAAGAUGAAGACGAUGAUGGGAUUGGGAAUACAGUUACUCGUGCUACGCGACGGGCCCAGGGCAGGCAGAUGAGCUUGGCUGUCAUUCAGGCCGAGGCGGAGCAUGAGGAGAGGUUAAGGGCUGGGCAGGAGGAGAUCUCGCAGGAUGAGGUGGUGGAGGAAGAUUUCACGGAGUACUCCGGGAGCGAGUGUACGCGUGAGCUCGACUAUGAUGACGAUAGAGCGCCUUUGCCUAUCGUCGAGGAAGGAGAAAGCACGGUCGACCUUGGCGCCUACACCCACGACCACCAGCCCGCCGCUCCUCAACACGAAGACGAGUGGGACUUUGGCGAAGACGAAGAAGCCGCCGAGACUCCUCGACCCCAGUACGAACCCGAGUCGGGGCACGAGACGUUGCUGGAGGCGAUGGUGGAUGAGGAUAGGCAAGAGCUUGAGGAGGUCAUGUCGAUGUCUGGCCAUGGCGAUAGGGAGAGCCACGCGUGGGACUAUGAAGAUGAAAUGGGCUCUGAGGGCGAGGAGGAUGGAAGGGGGGAGACGCCUCGUCCGAAGGAGCAUUCGCGCUCGCCGAAUCGUUUCAGGCUGUCUGCGUACAAGCCUUCUACGCCUUUCGAGAUCGACAUUCCCAGCGACUCGGACGACUCUCAUCCCUCCGCCAUCUUCCCCGCCAAGCCUGCCGGUGAGAUGCCCGUCAAAGAGGAGCUCGAGACUACGCAGGUUCAAGAGGCUGUCCGACGCCCGAUCGUCCGGGUUCCCUCCCAGCUCAUCUCUGUAGGGGGCGAUAGCCGUCGACCGAGUCUUGCUACGUCUGCUGUAAGCGAUAGUCGGAGGCCGAGUCUUGCAAAGAGUCCCAGCACGCACUCGUUGAGGGCAAAGGCCGGCAGGGGGACGUUGGGCGAGAGGCUGGAGAAUGUGGUCAACAAGGCGGAUAUUGCGUCUUCGCCUCGACGAGCGUCGGUGAUGAGCAGGAAAGAGUCGUUGACGAGUUUGACGGGGAAGCCGGGACCGACGUCUCCUGCGAUGGAGGGACCGGCGGCAAAAGUGUUGCAGAAGAAGAACUCUUUCUCUUUUGCGACGCCUGGCUCGCCUUUACGAGCUCGAGUCAAGGUGGCUCCUUCCCCCGUUGUAUCCCCCACCAAGACUUUGGCCAAACUUCCUCUUACCACCAGCCCUGCCAAAGCCCCCGUCAGACUCCCCUCCGUCAGCAGUCCUACCAAGACAUCGGCCAGACUGCCUUCUGGCACUAGCCCGACCAAGGUCUCGUAUAUGGCGAAGGGUAUGGAAAGGGGAAUGUCGGGCACGCCGAUUAGGUCACAGUCUACCAUCUCGAGCCAGCCACCGCCCCUCCAGUCGUCCAUGAUGUCGGACUCGGCGUCUUCGGAUGGUCGAUAUCUCGAAUCCCCCCCUUCAGACUCGGCAGCUGCGAUGGGGUAUCAAACUUUCUCGCCCCUGAUUUCCACUGCUGGAUCGACCCAUCACGAGUGGGGAGGCAUGCACGAGCUCGGUUCUCCGUUCGACUCCAAAUAUGCUCGAGUUCAUCAAGACUCUGUCAUGUCCCGCCUUUCGCUGUCCCGUCCUCGAUCGCCUCGCAAUCUUGAACCUAUCAACAUUCCACACGACGACGACUCCUCUAUUCGUUCUCGCCCCAUGACCCCUUCAACGCCAUCGAGCUGCCACAGCGUCCUCCCGAGCGUCAAGAACAAGAUAGCGCAGUUGGAGAGUAGAGACGAGGCGUUGAGAAAGUUUUCUGUGGCUGGGAGUGCGAUGCUGGCGCCUAUGGGAUCGCCGAGGAAGGGGGUGGACGGAGCGAGGCAGAGGAAGAGUUAUACGGCGGCGUUGGCACCGAGGGGAGAGAGGUCGGCGAGUGAGGCGUAUCGAAACCCUCUUCCGCGUCAAGUGUCUGGGUCUACAGUCAGGACUACGAAUUCGACGUCGUCGCAGUAUAGCUACGAGUAUGAUCCUCUCUACGCGCCCGAGUCUCCCGCGUACAGUACGCCGACGACACCCAAGAGGGGCAGUCGACUCCCCGAGAGCCCGUCAAAGGUUUCGCUUGCCGGUGCUAGACUGCCAGCGUCGCCUACCUCUUCCCCCGCUUCUUAUCGCAGCGCCGUCUACGGUGCCGGUGCCGGUGCCGACGUGUCGACCUACCCCUCCUACGCCUCUGCCCCGGCGAAACUCGACCCCUUUGGGAUUGGAUACAGCUCGGCGGGAAUCGGGUUGGGGAGUGUGGAGGAAGAUCGAGAGAGGGAGGGGUUGGAGAGGGAGGGGUCGAUGAAGAGUACGAGUACGACGGCGACGGAUGUGGAGAGGGCGUUUAGGUGGAGAGAUUAUGGGGGUCAGAGAGAGGGGGAGAGUUUGGAGAGUUUGCGAUAG
Cryptococcus wingfieldii CBS 7118 is the source of this 5247-nucleotide messenger RNA. RefSeq lists its product as hypothetical. Bases 1 to 5247 code for a protein of 1748 amino acids. Lineage: Eukaryota; Fungi; Basidiomycota; Tremellomycetes; Tremellales; Cryptococcaceae. The transcript has 5 exons. The record is from RefSeq and is a predicted model, not a curated record.